AAAGCAAAACGAAAGACGACAUCUUGGCUUCUAGUUUGACUUCGCAGAUCCACGAAAGGUCGGCGGUCGCUCCGGCGCUUGGCGGCUAUGUGUAACAGCUGGGUGUUCGUGGCUCGACACCUACAUGGCCGCGCAUCCUGUCGAGGUGUCAGAUCCCUGCGACGAUUUCUACGUUCACGCCUGCGCCCGGCACGAUCGCUCCGUCUACGAAGAUGGCCGCGCCAGACUUAUGGAUGCCAUGGUGGAUGCCCUGCUGGAUCGAUCGCUGGUACUGACCACCCCAGGGGAUGGCGUUGUGGCCGGUGCCGGAGUAGCGCGUCGGAAUCAACACCGCGGUGACACACGCGAUGAGCACUUGGACAUGCUUAAGCUGUGCCUCAGUGGAGAUCAACCCACCGUCAGCACCAGCGACUUCGACAGUGACUGCGAGAAUACGUCACUGUUGGAGUGCCCGUCCCGUGCGCCGAUAGCGCUGGUCAAGGCGUCCGAGGAAUUCUUCAGCAGAAAGGUCAACGCUUCCAUACGCGACUAUGCCGGCUUUGUAAAAAGGGCGACUUUUUUACGAAAUGUUGGCAAGGCGAAGAGCAAACCUCCGUUCGGUUUUCGAGACCGUGGUCUGCGAUCGUCCUUGGUCUCCAAGGGGUGGUUCAGACGUGCCUGCCAGUGGGUUUCGCUCGCUGCGCGCUGCCACUUGCCGGACAACCUGGGCCGCUCAGACGCCGAUCUUCGCGCCUACCAGCGGGCCUGGAAAGCCCUUUAUUUUGCGCCUUUUCUGGGACCACAGGCAAAUCCUUUGCUGAGCCAUCUAUAUGGUGACGCUUCCGCACCACGCGUUCACGCUUGCCUGACCAUCAUGGCGGACGUCUUCGAAGACGCUGCGUUGACCGCAGCCAAGCAAGUCCUCGAACAGGCGGUAGACGAUCUCGAAAGAUCAGUGUCUCAGCUCGGUCGCGACGCACGCCUCGCUAUGCACGAGUUUACCCAAUACAUGAUGACCGAAGAAGCACCGGAUUUCGAGGAACUUGCUCUCCCUGGUGGUAUUUCAUCGCAAGAUAGAAACGAUGACCUUCAAGUCACCCUCGUGGACUCCUACUAUGGUUCUGCGAAAGAUAUGGACCUUUUCGCUUCCCAGGCUCGGUUAGUCGAGAGCAAUCGGCGACGCUUGCUCUUAGUUGCCCCGGGACUUCUGGGUCUGCUGGUGAAUGUUUCGUCCAGCGUGGAACCGUUCCUGGUGCCCGCUUUAGCGAAGCCGCUGCUGCGAGCCAUGCUCGCGGAUUGGAAACCGGAGGCACUCUCGCAGGCAGCACCGUCAGCGCGAAUUCUGGACAAGCUGUCGCGCUGCUUUACGACGUGGAUCAACGUCAGCGAGCCUUUGAGCGCCGAGGUGGCGGCUGAGGUCGUGAUCCUGGAGCCGCUAUUCCAGCUAUACAGAAAGAGGCUGGCCAAAUCUGUCGGAGACGACACCAUUCUGCACGCCAACCACACGAACCAGCAGCUUUUCUUUCACCUCUGGGCACACGGCCACUGCGGUAGUGCGGACGGGCGUGCUCUUGUCAACGUCGUGGCGAGGAACUCACCCCGAUUCGGCCGAGCUUUUCGAUGCCCGGCGUCCAAGGCGAUGGCGCACGAAGACACGUGUUCUCUCAAUAACCUAACGUAAUCGAAAGAACCGUGCUUCCUUGCUGUGUCUGGACGUGACUGAAGCGUGACAAGAGGAACAAUGGGGUGUGCGCUGCUGGAGCUAUCAUUUCUAGGUGACGUCACUUCUAGCGAUAAACGAGUAUGUUGUAAGAAGUUAAUAAAUUAUCUUAGCGUUAUCGGUAGAUUAUCGUUCUGUAUUGGGAUUUGUGGCACUAGAUUUA
Rhipicephalus sanguineus (brown dog tick) is the source of this 1862-nucleotide messenger RNA. RefSeq lists its product as uncharacterized. The transcript is spliced from 7 exons. Gene Ontology annotation, molecular function: metalloendopeptidase activity. Bases 125 to 1660 code for a protein of 511 amino acids. The record is from RefSeq and is a predicted model, not a curated record. Gene Ontology annotation, biological process: protein processing. NCBI's taxonomy places the organism in Eukaryota, Metazoa, Arthropoda, Arachnida, Ixodida, Ixodidae. Gene Ontology annotation, cellular component: plasma membrane.